UCGCUCAGCAAGCUGCGGUCACUACAGGCGCUCGGUGGGUUUACAGCAGAAAUAAGAAGCAGUCACUUUAACUCCCGUGAAGGAUGUCUGGUAGCACCGGGGAUGAGGAUUGCGAUGUGCAGCACACCCCUGUGGAUGAUGACGAUGAACUUCUGAGAUACAUCUGGAGGGAGUACUUACACCCAAAGCAGUAUGAAUGGGUUCUCAUCGUGGCUUAUAUUAUUGUCUUCUUCGUUUCUCUCAUCGGAAAUUCUCUAGUUUGUUUUGCAGUGUGGAAGAACCGUCACAUGCGCACCGUUACCAAUUACUUCAUAGUGAAUCUGUCCUUUGCUGACGUGUUGGUCACAAUCAUCUGCCUGCCUGCGAGUCUAGUGGUGGACAUCACAGAGACGUGGUUCUUUGGAAAUACUCUCUGCAAAGUCGUGCCUUAUCUGCAGACAAUUUCAGUUUCUGUAUCAGUCUUGACACUGAGCUGCAUCGCCCAAGACCGCUGGUAUGCUAUCUGCCACCCGCUGAUGUUCAAGAGCACCGCUAAGAGGGCUCGCAAGAGUAUUGUUGUCAUCUGGGUGGUGUCGUGCAUCAUCAUGAUCCCUCAGGCUGUUGUGAUGGAGUGCAGCAGCCUCCUGCCCGAGCUGACAAACAAGACCAGUCUGUUCACAGUGUGUGAUGAGCACUGGGGAGCUGAGAUCUACCCGAAGGUGUAUCACACCUGUUUCUUCAUCGUCACAUACUUUGCACCAUUGUGCCUCAUGAUCCUGGCGUACAUCCAGAUCUGUCACAAGCUGUGGUUUCAGCAGAUUCCUGGGAGCACAUCAGUGCUGCAGAGGAAGUGGAGGUCGAUGCAGUGCUCAGCCUCCUCUCCGGCGCUGGGAGAGCCCGUGAGGGUCCGCACCAGCACGGUCUGCGCCGAAAUCAAGCAGGUCCGGGCGCGGCGCAAAACAGCCAGCAUGCUCAUGGCGGUGCUCUUUGUCUUCGCCCUGUGCUACCUGCCGAUCAGCGUGCUCAAUGUCAUGAAAAGAGUCUUUGGGACGUUCAAAAAAGUAAAUGACAGAGAGAAAGUGUACGCAUGGUUCACUUUCUCACACUGGCUCAUAUACGCCAAUAGUGCAGCGAAUCCCAUCAUCUACAACUUUCUCAGCGGUAAGUUCCGCAAGGAGUUCAAAGCAGCUUUUUCCUGCCACUGCUGCAGCAAAAGCCAGAAUCAGACAAAGAGGAUAAGAACCAGAACGAGCACGGAGAGCCGGAAAUCCCUGUCGACUCAAGUGAACAACAUGGACAAUGUGUCGCGCAUAUCUGAUCAGAUGGUGUAGUUGGUGCAGAAUCUGGGUGCCCAAUCCAAGGACUCAUUGCAAAGUCAAGAAGUCUAGACCGGAUCCUUUGAUAAAAAAUCACGUCUCAUUACCUAUAUUUUAUGUUUAGCUUCUAAAGGACACUUUAUAGAAAUGAAGUGCUUUAAAAAUCGGACCUCUGUUCUCUGAGGACUUUCGCACAUCUUUCACAUCACAGACACAGAAAACAUGACAACCUCUUGUAUAUAACAGAAAAUAUAUAUUUACUAUGAAAAGAACAUCAUUUGAAUGUUACGUCUUUGAUUACUCGUUUGUACUUUAUGAUGUACAGUUCAGUGAAAUGGUUUGCACAUAAUGUAAUGUAUUGGUAAUGUACUAUUUUUGGACGUUUAUCUUAUCUUUGGUUCAGAAGCCCGAGUCUGUAAUGCAGAAUCUAAUUUAAAGGUCACGUAUUAUGCAAAAUACACUUUACCAUGUUUUAUAUGUGCCCGAGAAAGCCCGAGC
Molecule: messenger RNA, 1793 nt
Organism: Labrus bergylta (ballan wrasse)
Lineage: Eukaryota; Metazoa; Chordata; Actinopteri; Labriformes; Labridae
Gene: hcrtr2
Product: hypocretin (orexin) receptor 2
Biological process (GO): G protein-coupled receptor signaling pathway; circadian sleep/wake cycle process; feeding behavior
Cellular component (GO): membrane
Molecular function (GO): orexin receptor activity
Source: RefSeq, a predicted model, not a curated record